Messenger RNA from Rhizophagus irregularis DAOM 181602=DAOM 197198, 325 nucleotides. NCBI's taxonomy places the organism in Eukaryota, Fungi, Glomeromycota, Glomeromycetes, Glomerales, Glomeraceae. The record is from RefSeq and is a predicted model, not a curated record.
AUUUUCCUUAUUAUGAGGCGCAGUUUCGGCUCCCCUCGUAAUACUUGCCAUUAAAAAUUCCGUACCGUUUUAAAAAAUAAAACUUUAAUUAUCAAUGUAUUCGGAAUUUCAAUUGUCCUCAUUUUAGUUAAUCAUAUGAAAUAUGGUAAGUAUAAUAUUCCAAAUAAUUCAUUAUUCAUGUAUGAAAUGUAUGAACAUCCUAAUUUUUACUAAAAUAAACGUGAAAAUAUUUAAACAUUACAUAAUUAACUUCCUAACUUUUUUUAAACAAAUAAUCCGAUCAUUCCCGUUAAAAAUGCGUUCUGCCGUAUAACAAUCAAAAAAA